Molecule: messenger RNA, 1512 nt
Organism: Psammomys obesus (fat sand rat)
Lineage: Eukaryota; Metazoa; Chordata; Mammalia; Rodentia; Muridae
Product: aromatase
Exons: 9
Coding region: 1-1512 (503 amino acids)
Molecular function (GO): oxidoreductase activity, acting on paired donors, with incorporation or reduction of molecular oxygen; iron ion binding; monooxygenase activity
Source: RefSeq, a predicted model, not a curated record
AUGUUUCUGGAGAUGCUGAACCCGGUGCACUAUAACGUCACCAUCACGGUCCCGGAAGCGAUGCCUGUCAGCGCCAUGCCGCUCCUGCUGAUCAUGGGCCUCCUCUUCUUGAUUUGGAAUUGUGAGAGCACGUCUUCAAUACCAGGCCCUGGCUACUGUCUGGGAAUUGGGCCCCUCAUUUCCCAUGGCAGAUUCUUGUGGAUGGGGAUUGGAAGUGCCUGCAACUACUACAACAAGAUGUACGGAGAGUUCACGAGAGUCUGGAUCAGUGGAGAGGAGACGCUCAUUAUCAGCAAAUCCUCAAGUAUGUUCCACGUGAUGAAGCACAGCAACUACAUCUCCAGGUUCGGCAGCAAGCUCGGACUGCAGUGCAUCGGCAUGCACGAGAACGGCAUCAUAUUCAACAACAAUCCGGAGCUCUGGAAAACAAUUCGCCCUUUCUUCAUGAAAGCCCUGACAGGCCCAGGUCUCGUUCGGAUGGUAGAGGUUUGUGUGCAGUCCAUCAAGCGGCACUUGGACAGGCUGGACGAAGUCACUGACAGUUCGGGCCACGUGGACGUGUUGACUUUCAUGAGGCACAUCAUGCUGGACACCUCUAACAUGCUCUUCCUGGGGAUCCCCCUGGACGAAAGUUCCAUUGUGAAAAAAAUCCAGGGUUAUUUCAAUGCAUGGCAAGCUCUCCUCAUCAAACCAAAUAUCUUCUUCAAGAUCUCUUGGCUCUACAAGAAGUAUGAAAGAUCCGUCAAGGACUUGAAAGACGAGAUAGCUGUUUUGGUGGAAGAAAAAAGACACAAAGUUUCCACAGCGGAGAAACUGGAAGACUGCAUGGAUUUUGCCACUGAUUUGAUUUUUGCUGAGCGACGCGGAGACCUGACGAAAGAGAACGUGAACCAGUGUGUCCUGGAAAUGCUGAUCGCAGCGCCUGACACCAUGUCUGUCACCCUGUACUUCAUGCUCCUUCUCAUUGCAGAGCACCCUGAGGUUGAAAAGGCAAUCCUGAAGGAAAUCCACACUGUCGUUGGUGACAGAGACAUAAGAAUCGAUGACAUCCAGAAUUUAAAAGUGGUAGAAAACUUCAUUAAUGAAAGCAUGCGGUUCCAGCCCGUUGUGAACUUGGUCAUGCGCAGAGCCCUGGAAGAUGAUGUCAUUGAUGGUUACCCGGUUAAGAAAGGAACUAACAUCAUCCUGAAUAUUGGAAGAAUGCACAGGCUGGAAUAUUUCCCCAAGCCCAAUGAAUUUACCCUUGAAAACUUCGAGAAGAAUGUUCCCUACAGGUAUUUUCAGCCGUUUGGCUUCGGGCCCCGCAGCUGUGCUGGGAAGUACAUAGCCAUGGUGAUGAUGAAAGUUGUCCUGGCUACACUGCUGAAACGAUUCCAGGUGAAGAUCUUGCAAAAGAGGAGCAUCGAAAACAUGCCGAAAAAGAAUGACCUGUCCUUACACCCGAAUGAGGACCACCACCUUGUGGAGAUAAUGUUCUCUCCAAGGGAUUCAGACAAGUACCUCAAACAGUAA